This is a messenger RNA of Echinops telfairi (small Madagascar hedgehog), 1821 nucleotides long. It is a transcript of the gene RNF186, whose product is annotated as ring finger protein 186. The record is from RefSeq and is a predicted model, not a curated record. The transcript has a single exon. Gene Ontology annotation, biological process: protein K63-linked ubiquitination; intrinsic apoptotic signaling pathway in response to endoplasmic reticulum stress; proteasome-mediated ubiquitin-dependent protein catabolic process. Gene Ontology annotation, molecular function: ubiquitin protein ligase activity. NCBI's taxonomy places the organism in Eukaryota, Metazoa, Chordata, Mammalia, Afrosoricida, Tenrecidae. Gene Ontology annotation, cellular component: endoplasmic reticulum membrane. Bases 108 to 803 code for a protein of 231 amino acids.
AGCCACAGGGUCAGAAGCUAACCCGGUCACAGCGGCCCCAGCAAGGACUCCUUGUUGACUUCAGUCCAGGUCCUGAGCAGCAUUGACCUCCCUGGGCUGUGUCCAGAAUGGCCUGCGCCGACAGCUCCGAGCAAUCAGUCCCCCAGCAGUCCCUGUCCGUGUCCGAGGGAGCUGCCACCACCCGUGCCAAGGAUCCUGCUGGGUGGCAUCUCGGCUCAGCGGGGGGUGAGCUGGAGUGUCUGGUGUGCCGGGAGUCUUACAGCUGCGCCCGGCCGCCCAAGUUGCUGGGCUGCCAGCACGUCUUCUGUGCCGUCUGCCUGAAGCUCCUGCUGUGCGUGCAGGACGACACCUGGUCCCUCACCUGCCCGCUGUGCCGCAAAGUCACCUCCAUCCCUGGGGGCCUCAUCUGUAGCCUGCGUGACCCGGAGGGGAUGCGGGGCCAGCUGGCCCACCGUUGCCUCGAGGUGCAGCUCUGCCCGCAGGGCCUGGCAGAUCCUGCCACCUCAGCAGCAGGGCACCCCAACUUGGAGGGAGAGGAUGGGCAAGAUGCCAUGAGCGCCAACCGCACAGCGGCCCGGCGCCUGGCUGCGCACCUGCUCUUCCUCGUCCUGCUGAUCAUCCUCAUCCUCCCCUUCGUCUACCCAGGUGUCAUCAGGUGGGUGCUGGCCAGCAUCAUUGGCCUGGCCCUAGUGAUGUCCAUCCUUUUCUGCUGUCACUCGGUCGGCCAGGGUCGCUGCUGGCCCUCCUCCCGGACUCUCUUCUGCAGGGUGAGGAAACACAGCCAGAUCUCAUCAGUUGCCUGAGUGCACCGUAGCUGGGCAUCCGCUACAACUCCUUCAGCCUCUUGGGCCCCUGUCCCUGUCCCAAUGGCCAGGGCAAGGGGCUAGGAGCUGAGGCUGGCUCCCUCGGGAGAUUCAAUGCCAGCUGGACUUGCAAGCCAAAGCCAGGUGGCAGUCUUGGGUCAAGAACGCUAUGGCUGGAAGACAGGACUGUGUCUGCCCUUGGCCUAGAACCGCUCCGCUGUUGGGGGGUAGGCUGGAGGCACAAACAACUUGACUGUUGCAAGGGGCCCCCUGUUCUCUUAUUCCGUCUGCCUGGCUUUCUCCCAGGAACUCGAGCCAAGGAUUGGAAUGUGGACCUUGCUGCAGAACAAACAGGACCAGGACUCUUCUUCUUCCUCCUGGCCCCAUUUCAUUUUGCUGGUACCAAUGUCUUGAGUUGGGGUUCUCGCAUUUGGGGCAGUUGGUUCACAUGUUGGGCUGGUGCCCAUUUUUCUCCCUGGGAAGUUGGAGCCCAUAUUUCCUCAUCCUGGGUGUCCCCAAGGCUACCCACUUUGUGUCCAUCCCAGUGCUACCAAGAGUCCCCACUGCGUGGGGGUUCCCUGGAGUCAGGCUAGGGUUUGAAGAGGAGAGUGUGUGCUGAGGAGUGGGACUCAGAACCGGGGAGAGGUGGAAGGGAAGCAAGUGGGUCUGGGAAUUGUUCCCCACGUCCCACCAGGAGGUGCCAUGGGGCCUAGCCUUAGCAGGGAUCGCAGGAUCACAAGGACAGGCUCCGCAGCAACCACCGUGCUGCCCGACUGACUCCGGCCCGUGCUGAAGAACCAGCUCUGGAAAGGUGUUGCUCUCCUUUCUUUGUGCGUCCCGAUUCCUAUUUGCACAUUUGUCAUAAAGAUAAGAGGCCCCAUAAAUGCAACAGUUCUCACCAAGAACCCACAUUUCCCACCACACCCUAAUAGUCAGGGGCGUCUGAAAGCCUUUUGUAUCUGCUUCUGGUCACGCAAGCAUCCGUCCUGCUUGCUGCUGGGUGCCCAGGUUGAGCCUC